Xenopus laevis (African clawed frog) is the source of this 3158-nucleotide messenger RNA. RefSeq names its product transmembrane protein 104 L homeolog (gene slc38a12.L). The transcript has 11 exons. Bases 312 to 1787 code for a protein of 491 amino acids. The record is from RefSeq and is a predicted model, not a curated record. Lineage: Eukaryota; Metazoa; Chordata; Amphibia; Anura; Pipidae. Gene Ontology annotation, cellular component: membrane.
AAACCACGCCCUGGUGACGAGUCCGGAAGCCUUGGUGCUUCUUGCUGGUUGGUUGGCAGCAGGAGAUUGGUUGGUUAAGCUUGUGACCCGCUUCUUACCGCUGCAUGUGAUUCUGGAACACCCGGAACUCUCAAGGGGAGCGAUGAUUAGAAGCUCCUCCCGAGGUGUCUCAGUCGGCUCGGAUUAUGUGUGUGACAAAGUGACUGUACCUUGCCGGGCCUGCUAACCCAAGGAGUGUGUCUGAUAAGGAUUCUAAGGACUGGAGCGGCACUUUUUGGAAUUCACUCUUCAGUUCUACUCCACCAGAAGCCAUGGCAGGAGACAUAACAGAAACAGGGGAGCUAUACUCUCCAUUUGUUGGCCUGGUGUACAUGUUCAACCUUAUAGUUGGCACGGGUGCCCUCACCAUGCCAAAGGCCUUUGCCAAUGCUGGCUGGUUGGUUAGCUUAAUCCUUAUCAUCUUCCUUUCAUUUAUGAGCUAUAUGACAACCACUUUUGUUGUGGAAGCUAUGGCCGCUGCCAAUGCUCAGCUGCGAUGGAAGAGAUGGGAAAAGGAGGAGGAUCCUGACUCAUCAGAAAGCUCUGAUAAUGAAGUUCCCUCUCCCAGCGGGUACAACCGAUCUGAAACCGAGCCUAUCCUCUCAGUCCAGCGUCGUGGUUUAUCUGACCCUUUUGAGAUUGUGGAGCGCGUGGAAAUGGGCCAGAUGGCAUCUUUGUUCUUUAAUAAAGCUGGAAUCAACCUAUUUUAUUUUUGCAUCAUUAUAUAUCUGUAUGGGGAUCUGGCUAUAUAUGCAACGGCUGUACCUCUGUCUCUGGUGCAGGUUACAUGCUUCUCUGCUAAUGGGUCAUGCUCAUCUCAGUCUGAAGAACGGAAUGACACUGAUCCGUGCUGGGGACCUAUCCGACGCAUUGAUGCCUACAGGAUCUAUUUGGCUGUCUUCACACUGCUUCUUGGCCCCUUCACUUUCUUCAAUGUGCAGAAGACAAAAUACCUCCAGAUGCUGACUUCGCUCAUGAGAUGGAUCGCGUUUAUUAUCAUGAUUGUACUCGCUCUGGUUCGGAUUGGUAAAGGGGAAGGGGCCGGCCACCCCCCACUAGCACAAGUGUCAGGGAUCCGGAACCUGUUUGGGGUCUGCGUGUACUCCUUUAUGUGCCAGCAUUCCCUGCCUUCUCUGGUCACCCCUAUAUCCAAAAAGAAGCAUCUGACGGGACUUGUCCUUGUGGAUUAUUUCCUGGUGCUAGCCUUUUACAGCCUGCUGUGCUUCACAGCCAUAUUUUGCUUCAGCUCCGGGGCCCUCAUGGAUAUGUACACGCUUAACUUCAGCGGCUGCAGUCCCUUUGUCCCCCAAGUUAUUGGCUACUUCCUUGGACUCUUUCCGGUCUUCACCAUCAGCACUAACUUCCCCAUCAUUGCUGUGACGCUACGUAAUAACUGGAAAACUCUCUUCCACCGUGAUGGCGGGACAUACCCAUGGCUGGUUGACCGUGUAGUCUUUCCCCUCAUUACGCUGGUGCCCCCUGUAAUUGUGGCCUUUUGUACCAACCACUUGGAAGUCCUGGUUAGUAUCACAGGUGCCUAUGCAGGGAAUGGCAUCCAAUACGUGAUCCCUGCCUUCCUUGUUUUUUGCAGCCGGAAAGACAAUGCUUUGGUAUACGGUCCUGGACUCACCAAUAAGCAUACUUCCCCUUUCCGGCAGGUGGGCUGGGUGUGGUUUGUGCUCUGUUGGGCACUUACCUGUUUUAUCUAUGUCACAGCCAAUAUCAUCCUGACGGACGGCUCACUGUAAGACUUCUCCUAUCAUGCACAAUCUAGGGUUUGGCCUGUGCUGGACACAGGCGUUGGACUUAGGAGGAUAAAGGCAUCUACUGAUGUGGUCUCUCCAGUCAUGGGGCUGGCCCCUCACUAAGUGUCACUUUGCUGCUAUCAUUCCCUUAUUUAACAUUUCAACUCCUAUCUGGAGCCCCAACAAACUGUCUGUAACAAAUACUGUCCCAAUUCCCUCCGAUGAUGCCUCUCUCUCUUUUUCUGUGCCUUGUCUUCUAUACUCACAGGAGCGCCAGGACGUGACCCCAAAUUUCCACUGUUUCCUGAGGGACUCAGGGUAAAUGGGUCUUGGUUGUGUCUUGCCUCCAUAAAUGACUCUCACUGUCUUUCUUGUGUUGCCAAGCUUAAAUCCUAGGGUUGGCUUAAUACAGGCUUGGGCAACUUCUAGGUGUUGUACUAUAAACAACAUAUUACGGAGGGGCUGCUUAAAGGGAUUCUGACGGUGGAAGAAGUUUUUGCAUAUGCCUGACAAUAAUGUAUAAUGUGUAAAGUUUUGUCAUUUGGGGGGAAAGUCAUUUGCUGUAAUAAUUUGUUCUUGCCCAAGGAUGUGUAUCUCCUGGUAAUCAUGAAGGUAAAAAUAUGGUAGCCUUGUCUUGCUUUAUGGCAAGGAUUAUCAGAGAUAUACUCAUGAUCAGAACGUGUAUUCCACAAUUUUAUUGAUUGACCUUCCUCCUCUUCUCUAAUAAAAUGUUCCAGCCUUGGAUACAUUCCAUUAGAAUGCCGUCCGCUAUCUUCUUUGAUUCCUUCAGUGAUAUUAUAAUAGUUUACUAUACUUCACAAGGGAUCCCUAGAUAGCAGGGUGGCGCUCUAAUGGUACCCUGAGCCGGUGUGUUUUUUAUAGGAGUGACAGGUACCACGGUAGCGAUUAGAGUAAACAAAUUGGCACCCCCUUGUGAAUUUCAUUUUCGCUGUCCUUUUAUAUCUGUAUCAGAAAGUGUGCGGUUACUGCACUGCCCCCCUGUGGAUGAUGCUGUCUCUGUUGAGUGGGGAAGAGCAGAUUUCAAAAGCAUUUGAACGAUUCAUAUACAUUUGAAAUGCGACCUCUACUGUAUUACAGAGUAACGCAUCACUGUAUAAAGGAACAUGAAACAGUAUUUUUAAUAAUGGGGGUAAUUAUUUGAUGAGCGUAUACUCCCUUCUGUUGUGUGGGCUGAGCUAUUUCCCCAAAAUGCCCUGUUGGGUCUGUGGUUUCUCCAGCCAUGCCUAGAAUUAUGUUGAAGUUGUAUUUUUAUGAUGAUAUAAAUGCCGGGCAGCUUCUCACCGCAUUGUGGUGAAUGACAGCCUCCCUGAUUGCUCCUGCACUUUGCACUCGGAAUAAAACCUAAUGACAUUU